Molecule: messenger RNA, 1089 nt
Organism: Anopheles gambiae (African malaria mosquito)
Lineage: Eukaryota; Metazoa; Arthropoda; Insecta; Diptera; Culicidae
Exons: 2
Coding region: 304-495 (63 amino acids)
Source: RefSeq, a predicted model, not a curated record
ACUAUGGACGAUGCGAUAUCUUGCCGGUACGGCGCGAAUGAUUCGUCCCUCUGUUGACAGGUUUUGGCGGUGGGGGAGGGAGGGAGGGAGGAGGGUGACGAUCGCGUAGCACAACAAAAGCAAACAGAAAGAUUCACCACGAUCGUACGACGGCUUCGCAGGUUUGGGAAUCAUAUAAAAGUGGCCGUCAGACGGACGGACAGCAUCAAGUUGUGUUCAGCUCACCGAACAGUAGACAGUUCUUUUGACGCGGAUUCGUCCCUUUUUGAAAGUGUCCAACCAACCAACAAACCAAACUUCAAAAUGAAAUUCUUGAUCAUGACCAUCUGCCUGUUCGUGCUGGCCUUCGCCCUGGUGUCGGCUAUCCCUGCGGUGCACGACGAAGGCAUCUUCGGCGCUGACGGAGCUGCGGAUGAAACCCUCAACGUUCAGGAUCCGCAGGCCUUCCUGCUGAAGAAACUACUGCUCAAGAAGAAAUUGCUGCUGCUCGGUUAAGAACACCCAAUGAAACAACCACAGCCUUACUCCCUAAUAAUAAGCAAUCUGAACUACAAUGCUCCUAAUUCACAACGCCCACUCCAUGGCUAUUCCCCCUCCUUAUCCAAAAAACAAUCCAAUACCCACCCUUCGCUCAUCCCGCCGACUAUGGCUCGGUCUAAUUACACGGUCGGAUGCAACACUCGACUGAUGAAAGCGUGUGCACAAGGACGAUCACGAUCACUGGCACAGUGCGUAUCGGAAUUACGGUAACGGAAGCUUAUUUGCUUAGUUUUGCUGCUAGUCUUGUUUAGCACUUGCCAAAUCGGUCACGCUAGAUGCCACGGCCCGGAAGAGAAAGGAACAUAGGCAGCGAGAAGGAGAGAGCUUCUAUUUUUAAGGUGCAAUACGUAGUACAAUCUACGCUACUAUGAGUAUUCGCGAGAGAGAUAUUUUUAUACAUAAAUGAUAGCUUUUUUUUACUAAACAGUGAUUCCAAAAGUGGCAAACACGUACUCUUGCCCCGCUUCGUCACUUGCUCAAAAGACAUAAGAAAGAUGUACAAAAGUUCUGAAAAUCUACUCCAAAUAAAAAAACAACAUACAAGCAACA